Molecule: messenger RNA, 2972 nt
Organism: Oncorhynchus mykiss (rainbow trout)
Lineage: Eukaryota; Metazoa; Chordata; Actinopteri; Salmoniformes; Salmonidae
Source: RefSeq, a predicted model, not a curated record
GCGACAAAAGGCUUCUGAUUUAACCACGCUGUGCUUUGCUAGCAUACCUAAAACCGAAACAUUGGAGCUCUUUAGACCAAUCUUGUGUAUAUUACUCUUAGUGUUUUCAACAUAAUUCUGUUUACAUAUCUAUUGGUUCAUUUAAACGUAAUUUGCUUGUUAAAUUAGCAAAUGUGUUACAUUGAUACUGCACUAGGCUAAUCUCCCGGAGCAUAAACUCACUAAUCUAGACGGAGAAAGAAACUGGUGAAAGGAGGCAAAGAAGCUUGAAGAAUGAAUAAGGAGGCUAUCACAUUGAAACAAGAGGAUGAUAUUACAGUGAAAGAGGAAUAUGGGAACGAGGUUGUCAAAGUGGAAAAAGAGGUAGAAGCUUUCAGAAUCAAAAAGGAGGAAGAUGCCGUAAAAUUGAAAGAGGAGGAAGACCCUUUUGGAGUAAAAGAGGAGGAUAUCUCAAUAAAAGAGGAAGACGUUUUGGGAGUGAAAAAUGAGACUGAAGAUCCGAUUACCACCAGAGACAGACAUGACUAUUGUGGAUCCUCUGGGGAGCCUCAACAACAUCCUGAUGCUGAUGAAGUAGAGAAGAGUCUCUCCAGAUCAGAACACCAGAUGGACAACGCUAGCCCCUCCUCCCUCCCGGAGUCCCCGUUUCGUGCCUCUCCCGGUAGUACCUUACUGAUGGGUAGGAAGAGGUUGUCUGUGCUGCUGGUGGACUGCAGGAAAACAACGGGGCUGAGUGGAACUGUGAGAGGAGGAGAAGAGAAGAAAGGAUCAGAUUUGACUCAUCAAAAAAUUGACCAACAGAGUGACACAGAAGGAAUGGAUGAGGACUCUGCGAGUGACCAGAGUUUUGAUCCCAGCGAUUCUGAUUGGGAGCCCAUACUGCCAAGGUGCAAAUCCCCCACUGAAGCUGGUCCAUCUGCCCGGCCAUCAAGAGGUGUGGAGCCGGUGACAAAGAAGCGGAGGAAGGAAAGUGUGGAACCUGCUGGCAGUGCGGAGGAGGGUCGUUGGCACUCUGUGCUGGAGGAGGAUGUGGCCCCACCGCCUCCAAUUUUCAGACCAAAGAGGCCACCAGGUCCUCAGCUGGCCAUGACCUCUAAGUACAGCCCCAUGCAACUUUUUCAGCUGUUUUUCACCUCGGCAGUUGUUGAUUCCCUGGUGUUGAACACUAAUAAGUACGGAGCUAAGAAGCAGGAAGGCAAGAAAGAGACAUGGAAGCCCAUUUCCAGGUCAGAUCUUUUUUGUUUCAUGUCUAUGGUCAUGUACAUGGGUGUUGUGAAGCUAAAAACCCUGAAGGACUACUGGAAAACUGCUCCCCUCUAUCAACUGCCUUUCCCAUCCACUGUCAUAUCAUGCAAAAGGUUUCUGACAAUCUCAGGGGCGCUUCAUAUCAGUGACCCAGAAGUUGAUAAGGACAACGAGACGAAGCGAGGCACGGCGAGGUUUGAUAAGCUCUGCAAAAUUAAACCUCUCUACCUCGACAUCAUUGAGGCCUGCAAAACCUAUUUUCAGCCUGCCCAGAACCUUUCCAUAGAUGAGAGGAUGGUAGCCUCAAAGGCCAGAAAUGGCCUAAAACACUACAUGCAUAACAAACCGACUAAAUGGGGUUACAAACUGUUUGUUUUGGCCGAUUCUGCGUGUGCAUACACAUGCAAUUUUUUUAUCUAUGAGGGGAAGAACAGUUGUGCGACCGGUAAGAGACUUAGCUAUGACUCCGUUAUGCAGUUAUUAGAUUUUCAGCUGCUAGGGAAGGGCUACAAACUGUUUGUGAAUAACUUUUACACAAGCCCUACCCUGUUCACAGACCUGAGGAAGCUGGAGAUGUGGGCCUGUGGCACCAUUCAGACCAACAGAGUGGGCUUUCCGAAAACCAGGGUGAACGACAUGCCUAAGCAGGCUGAGCGGGGUACCAUGAGAUGGAUCCGUGAAGAUGGCCUGCUGUUUGUGAAGUGGAUGGACACCAGAGAGGUGGCACUGUGCUCCACUAUCCACAAGUCCUUCAGUGGUGAUCACGUCGUCAGGCGUGUGAAGGACGCUACAGGGGCAUGGACCACCAAAAAUGUCCCCAUUCCUGCAGCCAUCAAGGACUACAACAAGAGCAUGGGAGGUGUGGACCUGUCAGAUGCGCUGAUAGGAUACUACAAUGUUCUCCACAAGACAAUGAAAUGGUACAAGACAUUUUUCUAUCAUUUCAUUGACAUUGCUGUGGUGAAUGCCUUCAUCCUCCAGAAGGAAAUGGCUAAGAGCUGUGGACAGCCCCCCAUCUCACAGCUAGCCUUCAGAGAGCUGCUCAUCCAGGAGCUUGCUAGCUACAGCAAGUCCACUGUAGCACCUUCUGUCCCCUCUACGUCUGUCCCCUCUGCUCCAACUAGUAGUGUUCACCUGCCCAGAUUCAUCUCUGCAGACAUGAAUGUGCCUCGGGGCAAAAAGGGCACAGUAGGGAGACGUUAUUGUUUUCUGUGUCACAUGAAAUGCCCCAUUAUCUGCACCAGCUGUUCAGUAACCCUCUGCUUUACAGCAGAAAGAGACUGCUAUUGGGCAUGGCAUCAGAAGAACAAUAUUGUGUAGAGGACUGAGGGUCUUCACAAUAUUGUACAUUAUACAUUGAAUGUGCGUAAAUAGUUACCCUUGUUAUUUGACAUUUUUUCAAAUGUUCAUAUUUUUGGGGGGGGGGGUAUGUUAGAAUGGCAUUCAAGUGUUUUGUAUAUAGUAAUUUACUUCAAAAUGUAUCAUUGUACCAAUUCGGCCACUUGGGUACAUUUGGGCAACAUGUGUGGGACACCUAGGUGACUAUAUACUCAAUGUCAUGUAGCUCACUCAUUCCUGAAGAUAUCUUUCUGAAACUUUUUUCAAAUACUGUUGCCAUCUUAUGUUCUCCAUUCAAACCACCCCCAGCAUCCUAUCUGUAUGUUUGGAUGUUCUUGUUUCAGUUGAAAGAUGAUGCAGCAACAAUAAAAACAGAAAACGUAUGUUUA